AACCUGAUUUCCCAUCUUUUAGUAGAGUUGUUUUGCUUUGCUUUUCUCUUACCAUGGCUUCUCUGCCCAAACUCAUAAUCCUCCCUCUUUUUCUACUGUUACUCGGCAUUGCAGUUGCGCCACUAAAAGCCAAGGACCCAGAGUUUGAUUACUUCACCCUCUCUCUUGUUUGGUCUGGCACCAUGUGUUUGAAUGUUAAGGAGUGCUGUUCCACCAAUGCCUGCUGCAAACCCAUAGCUAAAAGAGGAUUCACAAUCCGUGGAUUAUGGCCAGAAUACAAUAAUGGGACUCGGCCCUCCUGCUGUAAUGGUGAAGCAUUUAACAAAAAUGAGAUCUCAGGUUUAAGGAAAUACUUGGAAUAUGAGUGGCCAUCGUAUAACUGCACUUUAUCCUCUGCUUGUGGCAGUCCCAAAGAAUCAAAUUGGGCUUAUGAGUGGGCGAAACAUGGAAUAUGUGCCAACUCAGUAAUAUAUCAUCACGUAUUUAAUUACUUCUUCCUGACUCAAAUGGCUCUCCGCUUUUACGAUGUUACUAGAAUUCUGAAGAAUAGUGGAUAUAGAGCAUCAGACUCCGCCGAUUACUCAGUGAGAGACAUCACUUUUGCCAUUAGAAGUAGACUUAGUGCAACCCCAAUAGUGUUAUGCUAUGGCGAUGCUGUGAAAGAAGUUCAACUAUGUUUCAAUAAGAAGUUACAGCCCAUAGACUGUCCUACUACUAAAAGUGGCUUGCUCUAUAAGUCAAGCUCAGAUGAAUGCCCUUCAAGGGUCAGAUUACCAAAAUUACGAAAAAAGAAUGUAAUAUCGGAGUCGGAGAAAAUGAACGACCUUUCAUUCAGUGGUGUGCAGAAUUGGUAGAUCACCAAAUGCGUGCAGAUUGUCCCUUGACCUCUCAUUUGCUCAAUAAUAUAAUGUUAUGAGUUGUUGUAUCAUCAAAAUCUAUCAAAUCAUCCUCCUAAUGUAUACGCACACUCUGGUAAAAUGAGUGUUGUAAUAAUAAAUAAGAUUAAGGGUUCAGUCAUUAAUUAAAUACUACUACUUUAAUUUUGGCAAAUUAUCCUACAAUUC
This is a messenger RNA of Ipomoea nil (Japanese morning glory), 1064 nucleotides long. Its product is annotated as ribonuclease 2-like. Gene Ontology annotation, molecular function: ribonuclease T2 activity; RNA binding. The transcript is spliced from 9 exons. Gene Ontology annotation, biological process: RNA catabolic process. Bases 54 to 854 code for a protein of 266 amino acids. Gene Ontology annotation, cellular component: extracellular region. The record is from RefSeq and is a predicted model, not a curated record. NCBI's taxonomy places the organism in Eukaryota, Viridiplantae, Streptophyta, Magnoliopsida, Solanales, Convolvulaceae.